Molecule: messenger RNA, 2515 nt
Organism: Anarrhichthys ocellatus (wolf-eel)
Lineage: Eukaryota; Metazoa; Chordata; Actinopteri; Perciformes; Anarhichadidae
Product: leucine-rich repeat LGI family member 2-like
Exons: 2
Coding region: 84-1049 (321 amino acids)
Biological process (GO): inhibitory synapse assembly
Molecular function (GO): protein binding
Source: RefSeq, a predicted model, not a curated record
AGAUAUAAUGAGAUUUUGAUGAGUUUCUUUUUUGUCUGCAUCUCACAGACUUUGUGCGUCAUCAGUCCAUUCCCAUUCAGUCCAUGUCAGCAGACAUCUUCGCCUUUAAAGAGGACAUCUAUGUGGCGAUGGCUGCCCCCAACUACAACAGCUGUGUGGUCAUGGAGUGGGAUCACAUUGAAAUGAAUUUCAGGAAAUUUGACAAUAUAACAGGGAAGUCUGUUGUUGGCUGCAAGUCGGUUCUGAUCGACGACCACGUCUUGAUAAUUGUUACCCAGCUCUUUGGUGGCUCCCAUAUUUACAAGUUUGACAAUCGGCAAAACAAGUACACAAAGUUUCAAACAAUUGAGGUCUUCAACAUCUCGAAGCCAAAUGAUAUCGAGGUCUUCCAAAUGGACGGUGAGUGGUACUUUGUGAUUGUGGACAGCUCCAAGGCAGGUUUGUCUACUCUGUACAAGUGGACAGACCAACCAGACCGCAAUGAAACUGGUUUCUACUCCUACCAGUUUCUACACGAGUGGUUUCGUGAUACAGACGCUGAGUUUGUCGAGUUGGAUAGGAAGUCCUAUCUUAUCUUGACCAGUCGCUCUCAGUCACCUGUAAUCUACUUGUGGAACAAGAGCACCCUGAAGUUCAUAUUUCAUCGUGAAAUCACAAAUGUCGAUGACAUCGUGGCAGUAAAAUCUUUCCGGGUGGAGGAUGAGUUGUAUCUGGCCAUGACUUGCUACAUCGGUGACUCCAAAGUCCUCAAGUGGACCAAUAAGCAGUUCACUGAGGUGCAGGCUCUACCUUCUCGAGGAGCGAUGAUCCUCCAACCUUUCACCUUCACAGACAAGCACUACCUUGCUCUUGGCAGCGAUUAUUCUUUCACACAAAUCUACCUCUGGGAUGUGGAGACCAAAACGUUCCACAAGUUUAAGGACAUUUAUGUGCAGUCGCCCCGAUCCUUUACAGCAAUGACCACUGACCGGAGGAAUUUCAUCUUCUCCUCCAGCUUAAAGGGCAAAUCGAUGGUUUUUGAGAAUAUUAUUGUAGAUUUGAGCUUAUAAUGUCUAGCAAAAUAAUGACUUAUCACAGUAUGAGUUGGUGACUCAGAUCAAUAUUUGCGUGUAUGCUACAAAGGAGUCUCAAAUGCUGUAUAUCUUUCUUCUGCAAUUAGAUAUAUCUUUCUUGAUUUGAGACAAACAUCUUUGGCAAGUUCAUAUGUAUUUCUAACAAUUAUGGAGAUAUGACAGGUCCAAAGUAGUAAACUGAAUUCUGACAGGAAUACAAAAACAUUGUAACCAUUUGAAAUGUAAACAGCAUGAAGAUAUUGUUAUGGCAUACAAGAUAUUAUCUUAAGAGGUGUUGGCUUUAAUUGUAAUUAUUUUAAGCAAACAAUGGCCAAUGCCCCCCCACACAGCUUGUAAGAAACUUAUCCAUUAAUGGCUGCAUAAAAUGUAAAGACCAUGUGAAACGUUGGUGGUCAUUCAAAAGUGACGAUGGCCUAAAUCUCUGCACUACUCUACAAUGAAAAAAACACAGAUUUUUAUGUCGCCUCAAAGUGAACACUCAAGGUGUCAGUAUGUAAGGUGUUGAAAAUGAGAUGAUGGCACACUCUUUCCUGUAAGGUAUUAAUGGUAUUGCACCCAGUUGUACACAAAACAGGAACGUAAUUGUUACUGUUAAAAAGGAAAAAGAGAGCUCAAACCCUCCUUACAUUCUCACUUCCUCUCACCUGGCCAAAUUGCUUGUGAAGUGGGUGUGCUUGUUGGAAUGUCUGUUUUAGAAAAUAACAGAAAUGGUUGGAUGCAGUUAAAACAACAAAAUAAUUGGGAGUGGGCUAAAAUACUGUAAGUGAUUUGUUUGAAACAAUUGGAGCAGUCAGUCAAAAUGUUGAAGCCACUCAUCCCAGUAACUGUCAUGAUUUAAAUGUGCAUGAAAUAAAGGUUUUCUUCAAAAUCUUUCACCCAAAAAUCCAGAUGAAUGUAUUAGCAACAUAUUAUGAGCUUAAGCCUAACUGCACACCAGUUAUAACAAGCUACUGUAUUUACAGAGUGCCUGAUUAGUGUCAGAACUAAUUAUAAUUUAAUCCUGAUUCCUAUGCAAAAUGUAUGCUCUCAUACAGUGUUGCUCUCAAUUACAAUCACAAGGAUAAUUGUGUGUUGCAAUGUGACUUGAAAUGAUAUUUACAUGGUCCUAAGACACACACGUGUGUCUUUACAGAUCUUUUGAUAUUUUUCAUGUAUUGUACAGAAAUUAAAGUGUGUUUGGCUGACGUUUUCACACACAUAACACUGGCAUGAUGUGCAAAUUAGGCCAUGGUCUCUAUAGACUGUCAAACAUCUUAAAGUCACAAAAUGUUAACAAGAUCUAGCAUAAGCAAUGUGUUUUUGUUAGCAUUUCAGAUUUCUUGGGGAAAAAAACAUUAUUGCCCCUCAUGUCUUUACUAGCAAUGAUGUAUAUUUUCCACUCUACUAAGCUCAAGCUACAGCUGUGUAAAUGCUGUGUGAAUGCAAUAAAAAAACAUUUAACC